Spodoptera frugiperda (fall armyworm) is the source of this 1467-nucleotide messenger RNA. RefSeq lists its product as uncharacterized. The transcript is spliced from 2 exons. The record is from RefSeq and is a predicted model, not a curated record. Lineage: Eukaryota; Metazoa; Arthropoda; Insecta; Lepidoptera; Noctuidae. Bases 134 to 1228 code for a protein of 364 amino acids.
ACACAAAACAGCCUAUUCCCGCUACGGCGGCAAUGGCGAAAGUAUCGCCAAAUAACCACCUAUAAAAACACACAACACACUCAACACAGUAUCCAGUUCGAUUCCCGACACCAACCACCGUUGAAGAGGCAAUAUGAAAACAACGUUCUGCUUUGUUUUCCUGCUGGUAGCAGCCGCAGCUGCCAGUGAGAAGAAGACGACAGAAAAAAAAGCGGAGCCAUUGGACAAGAAGUUGGACAAACGUGGCCUCUUGAACCUCGGCUAUGGAUACGGCAUUCAAGGGUUAGACAUCGGCUACCUCGGCAGUGGCCACGGACUCGGCGGAGCAUACAACUUCGUCGAUGACCACGCCUACAACGGCUACGGCUCCUUCGAUCUCGGACACCACUCCGACACCACGAGGACCAUCACCCUCGUCAAAGGUGUUCCGUACGCCGUGCCCGUCGAGAAACACAUCCCAUACCCCGUGGAGAAGCCCGUGCCUUACCCCGUCAAAGUGCCCGUACCGCAGCCCUACGAGGUCGUCAAACACGUGCCAGUUCACGUGAAAGAGUACGUCAAAGUCCCCGUCCAUGUACCAGCCCCCUACCCAGUUGAGAAGAAGGUACCUUACCCCGUCCACGUUCCCGUCGACAGGCCUUACCCCGUGAAGGUCCUUGUCCCUCAACCCUACCCUGUUGAAAAACACGUCCCCUACCCCGUCAAGGUGCCAGUGCCCCAGCCCUACCCCGUGGAGAAACACGUGCCAUACCCAGUUGAAGUUAAGGUUCCCGUUCCCCAGCCUUACCCGGUAAUCAAACACGUUGGUGUCCCCGUAAAAGUCCCCGUUGACAGGCCUUACCCCGUACACGUACCUGCUCCUUACCCCGUUGAGAAGCCCGUCCCAGUCGCUGUCCCCGUUGAGAAGCCAGUGCCAGUGCCCGUACAUGUGCCCGUCGACAGGCCCUACCCCGUCAAUGUAGACAGGCCUUACCCCGUCCCAGUCAAGGUGCCCGUCCCAGAGCCCUACCCCGUGUACAAGCACGUGCCCUACGCGGUAGAAAAGCCAGUGCCCUACCCCGUGAAAGUGCCCGUCGACAGGCCCUACCCCGUCCACGUUGAGAAGCACAUCCCAGUGCCAGUGGAGAAGCCUUACCCCGUCCCAGUCAAGGUCCCAGUCCUGGUCAGUGAGCACGACCACGACCACUCCAGCCACUUGAGCCUCGGUGGAUCUUACUACAGCCAUUAGGAUAAAUACUUCUAGCUUUAAUAUAAAGUUUUCAUCCGCCAAGCGAUCAUUGAAAUAUUAUUUAUAAUCUCGCCUAGCACUGGCCGGGACACCAGCAAAAGUAAACUCAUCAUUUUUGUAUAUUUAUAUGUAAACAUGUCAUGCAUGUAUGAGCGUACGUGUACGUAGUGAUAUAAAGGUUACCAUUUUAGGUUAAGAUCAAUGUAAAAAUUAUGAAAAAAUUAAAUAAUUAAUUAAAA